Molecule: messenger RNA, 4484 nt
Organism: Stegastes partitus (bicolor damselfish)
Lineage: Eukaryota; Metazoa; Chordata; Actinopteri; Pomacentridae
Product: flocculation protein FLO11-like
Exons: 2
Biological process (GO): regulation of DNA-templated transcription
Molecular function (GO): DNA binding
Source: RefSeq, a predicted model, not a curated record
CUCUGGACGAAGAGCGUCGCCCGGAGCAGGAGCACUCCUCGGCUGUGUCGGACAGCGAUGACGGCUCCCCUCUCGACCUGUCAGGAAGAGGGCUCUUUGGGAAGCGCCGUCGCCGCGGCAACCUGCCCAAAGAAGCGGUUCAGAUUCUUCGGAGCUGGCUGUACGAGCACCGCUUCAACGCUUACCCGUCGGAGCAGGAGAAACUCAGUCUGUCGGGCCAGACCAACCUCUCUGUGCUGCAGAUAUGUAACUGGUUCAUCAAUGCACGUCGCCGCCUGCUUCCUGACCUGCUUCGCAAGGAUGGCAAAGAUCCCACCAAGUUCACCAUCUCUCGUAAGGUUGGUGGUAGAAAUGAAGGGCACUCGUCUAAUGGAGGCAGAGCCAGCUCUCCAGAAAGCAGCUCUCCUCACAACUCAUCUCAACAGCGCGCAUCUGUCAUUCACUCUGCCCCUACUCUGGACCUCAGCCUUCUUGGGAACACAGCAACAGCUAUUCUGACAGGCGCAGGCUACCCUGGUAAAGAAGGGUCAGUCCAGGCGCUGAUGAAGCUGGAUACACAAAGUCUACUAAGGGAAGCAGAGGAACAGGCGGCUCAGUCGGCUUGUCUCACCAGCACCACAAUAGCAGCUAGCCCCACCAGCGGCCUCUUCAACACGCCUCCCCCGACUCCUCCAGAGCUUAUGCCCGGCCAGGACUUCAGUGACUUGAGGCUCCUGGUAGAUGCGGCUCUGCAGAGGGCUGCAGAGCAGGAAAACAUGAAAAGAUUAAAGGAGAGCCAAGACAAAGCCACAGAGACCAUUAAGGUUGAGCCAGUAGAGGCACAGUGCAGUGGUUACAGCAGUGACAUGGGCCCUACCCCUCCUCCAGAGGAUAGCCAGCAAGUCAUGGAUCCCUCCAGGGUGCAGAGUUUGAUGGAGAAGGCUAUGGCUGUUCCAGUGCCAGCUGUAACUUCAGUCAAGGGGUCUGUGUCUUCAGCAGCCUCUGUAGCAGUGUCGGCUCCAGUCUUGCUCGCAGCCCAGAGGAUAUCAUCUCUCCCAGUGAGUAAAGUCAUCUGGAGCUCCUUGGAGAAGGACGCUGCCAGAGCAUCCAGCCCGAUCCAGCCUCAACUCAUCCAAGCCCAUCUGCCAACCUUGGUGCCAGUUUCAGCCUUAGUCCUAGGACAGCCUACUUCUCAGAAACAAGCUGCUGCUCCAGUCAUCACACCAGCUCCAUCAUCAGCUUCAGCCUCAAGUUCAGUUCCAUCUCCACUGCCCACUACAUCAAAUGCGUCAGUGCCAGCUGCAAGGCCAGUCUCAGUGCCAUCACCAAUCUUACUGCCAGGCACAAGUUCCACCUCUGUCUCCGCUGCAAGCCAGGAUUCAUCCUCAACUGUAGCGCUUGUUGCGGCUGUUCCUUCUUCGGGAUCUCACUCAGCUUCUAGAGGAGUCCCACUUCACCUGCCAGUCCACAAACCCACCCUGAUAUCAGUAACGGUUUCAAACCCACUGCCUGCUUCAAUCUCGGUGUCCUCUGCAGUCACAGUUGCAGCCUCAGUGUUGCCUCCUGAUCCAGCUUCAACUGCUGCUUCGGCCCCGUCAACAUCGCCGAUCACACCUCUUCUGGGCCUCACUUCCCACCUCACAGCUCCUCUGCAGCCCUCCUCUAUGAGCAGCACCAGCAGCAGUAGCAGUAUUAGUAGCAGUUCACAGAGGAAUUCAGCUGUGGUGCCCACUGUUUGGAGCAUGGUCCACGCUGACACCAGGCAGCCCAAUUCCCUUCAAGUGGUUAAGACCCCCGUUGCCACAGUGUGGGGCGCACAACACAGCUUGCGCUCAGUGAGUGAAACCGUUAACUAAGAGCUGCAGCUGCUUUUUACACAUCUGGGCAGGAGUAAGUCCAGGCGCUCACUUAGGCUGGACAAAGCUGUAUACAGAAGAAUGUAUCUUCACCACCAGUUCCCUUUGACAUUAAGCCUGAGCCUGCAUAUUUUACAGCAGUGAGUGAAAUGUGCAAACUGGGACAAAGUAAAGUAACAGACGCGUUGCUUUAAACACUUUUUGAGAACUUUUAUUGCUGAAUAUGGUGUUUUCGAUGGAAGCUGUUGCUUUGACGACGCUUUGAUGUCGUUUCUCAAAGUGAACAUUCCUCAGUGCAAAGUAAAUGUUUGUAGAAAGUUUUUGAUGCCAUUUUCAAACCCCUUUCCACAUUUCAAUUUUGAGUGCGGAGGAAUAUAUCCCAUGAUUGUACAAAAUGUCAAAUGGUGUAAUUAUCAGCACCAGCGAAGUUGGCCUCUUCAGUAGCAGUACUGAACUUUAUUGAAUGUACAAAAGACAUUGAUUGAUAUCAUUGGCUAGCCAGCCUGUAAUCCUUUCCCCUCCACGAUCAAAAAGGAGGACAUGAGUGUUUUUUUUUUCCCCCCAUCUGUACAGCAACGACUUCAGUCCUCUAUAGCUGUGCAAUUCAGAAGAAUUUUUUAACAUAAUUGAGUCUGUUCUUUACUAUGGUACAUUUCCCUCCCCCUUCCCUUUUUCUGUAGUGGAGCUGAGCAGAAGGAUAUUGAUUAUACUGCAGCGAUCCAGACUAAAUGAGACACUUCAGUGUGUGUGUCUGUAGCGCUCUCCUCCUAUCCUUCUGUCUUUUAUAGCUAAGAGCAUGAGGGGACUGGCCCUCAUGAACUGUCAUCUCAACUGCUCUAUACAUGCUCUCAAGCACCAUGUGUUUCUUUGUUUGCCAGUUCCAUUCUAUAUUUGAACAAACAGUGUUUUCUGUGUGACCUUGCUCAACCCUUACAGGGCUAUGAAUAUAGGAUGAAGAGGCAGUGGUCGCAUUCUGUUGCAUACAGAGAUGAGGGGUUUGGCGAUCUGUUAAUCUCAUACCCUUACAGCUGCUUGCAUCUUUUAUGAGGCAUUUAAUUCCCUUAAAUUUCAAGCCUUGAAGCAGACUUUAAACUCGAUUGUGGUUCUGAAUUCAACUACUUUCUCGUCCACUUUGGAGGAGGCACUCCACAGAUGUGCAGCAGAUCAGCGUCUACAUAUUCUGCUUAUGCACACUACUACCCAGCAGGUGCAUGGCUGGUCUUGUAAUAUAGUGUUUGCACCAAUGCCAGUUUCUGGAUAUCCACCGACGGGUACCCAUGGUCUUGGCUAGAUGAUGAAAUUCACGACACUCAAACCCCUACAGACCCUGGUUGUCUUCACAGAUGUGGAAAAUGUAACACUGGCCUUAGGAUUUGGUCAUUGUUUCUCAAACCUGAAUGUCUUAACAGUAGAAAACAGUAAUAGAUGCAUCUUGGCAAAGCAAAUGUAGCAAACUUACCAGCUGAUGUCAUUAACUUUCUCUUUCAUUUUUUUUGAAUAAGAGCUGAAAAAAAAUGUUUCUCUCAUCUGUGCUUUUCACUUUUGUCUAGAAAUGGUUGCUAUAGAAUUUUUAAAUCAUCCAUAAAGGUGUAGUUUCCAUGAAACUGUGUUAGGAUAAACCACAAUAUAUGACUGAAUGCCACGUGGACAUCUAGUAACAGUGGCAGUGCAUGGGGGAAAAGGUGGAUUGAUAUGUGAAUAAUGCUGUAGCAGAAUCGUUAGAUGAAUCUUCAUGUUUACCAGUGUCACUGAACUGUGUUUAGUUUAAACGGUUAUAAUUUACAUGUGCAAGUUGUCGGAGGAGACAGAAGGAGACUGACGUUGGGUCCUAAUACUGCUGAGCACUGACGACCACAAUCAUUCCCAAAAAAACUUCCCGCUUUUUCUAGUCUGUGGCAGAUGUGAAAACACCAACAGUCUUUUUUUCCUAUUUUUUUUGUUUUUUAAUUUUGUUGUUCUUUUGUUUUUACAUUCCUUUUGUUUUUAUUUUGUUUGUGCCUCCUCACUGCCAUUUGCUUUUUGUGCAUGCCAGUAGAGGAUUUGGAUUUUUAACUAUUUUUUUUUGUUACAGGUACUCAGUAGACUGAAGUGCAUUUAUACCUCAAUUCACACAGGUCGUGUCAGCCUUGGGUCAUAUGUAGAAUACUAAGUAUUAAAGUAAUAUUUUUAUUAUUAUUCAUACUGCAUCGUGCCACUGUGACGACACCUUAUCGGUGUGAUACUGGAAAUGGCUGGCUAAGGAUUAGGUUUUUUAUGGCAAGGUUUCAAUUAGGUUUUAGAUGCAAACUGACGCUCCAGUCAGAGAAGACAAUGUGAUGACGCCUGUAAAUAUUUUCAAGGUCAAGUUUUGUUUUUUUUCUUUUUUUUGCUUUUGUUUUUAUUUGUUGGCAUGGACUUUAUCUCUGUGUAGUUUCGUUACAGCUGAAUGCAUUCAAAAAGUUGUUUGUUUUUUUUGUUUCAAGUUCACAUUGUGAAUCAUCACUGAUCGUUGGCAGUAUGACUGGCUGCUGUGCCUUAAAACUACGACUGAGGGACGAUGUCCCUUUUUUAUAUAAAAACUUCUCAAUAGUCUGUGCAAUAUACGCCUUAAACUUUAAUGUGUGUUUUGUAUGAGCAUUUCAAAGAAAUAAAAGUUCAGUUUUUUAUAAA